AUGGGGUCAGGUUCCCCAGCCCGGAGGAGGCAAGAGCUGAACCACCCUGCCCGUCUGCCCGUUCCAGCUCCGGUCUCCUAUGUGAUUAGAGAUGAAGUGGAGAAAUACAACCGGAAUGGGGUAAAUGCACUUCAGUUGGAUCCAGCAUUAAAUAGACUCUUCACAGCAGGUCGAGACUCUAUUAUAAGGAUAUGGAGUGUCAAUCAGCACAAGCAAGACCCUUAUAUAGCAUCUAUGGAACAUCACACAGAUUGGGUAAAUGAUAUUGUGCUCUGCUGCAAUGGUAAAACUUUGAUAUCUGCUUCUUCAGAUACUACUGUUAAAGUUUGGAACGCACACAAGGGAUUUUGCAUGUCAACACUAAGGACACAUAAGGAUUAUGUGAAAGCUUUAGCAUAUGCAAAAGAUAAAGAACUGGUGGCAUCUGCUGGGCUGGACAGACAGAUAUUCCUCUGGGAUGUAAAUACUCUAACAGCACUGACUGCCUCAAAUAACACCGUAACAACUUCUUCCCUGAGUGGGAACAAAGACUCUAUCUACAGCCUUGCGAUGAAUCAAAUGGGAACAGUUAUUGUAUCAGGGUCCACUGAAAAGGUUCUAAGGGUGUGGGAUCCAAGAACUUGUGCAAAACUAAUGAAACUCAAAGGGCACACGGACAAUGUAAAAGCUUUGCUGUUGAACAGAGAUGGCACCCAGUGUCUUUCAGGCAGCUCUGAUGGGACUAUCCGGCUGUGGUCCCUUGGGCAGCAGAGAUGUAUUGCCACAUACCGAGUCCAUGAUGAAGGUGUUUGGGCUCUGCAGGUCAAUGAAGCCUUCACUCAUGUUUAUUCAGGAGGAAGAGACAGGAAGAUUUAUUGUACAGAUUUACGAAAUCCUGAUAUCCGUGUGCUUAUCUGUGAAGAAAAGGCACCAGUUCUUAAGAUGGAACUUGAUAGAUCAGCUGAUCCUCCUCCAGCUCUUUGGGUUGCAACAACUAAAUCCUCUGUGAAUAAAUGGACUUUGAAGGGAAUUCAUAAUUUUAGAGCAUCUGGAGAUUAUGAUAAUGAUUGUACCAAUCCUAUACCACCCCUAUGUACACAGCCUGACCAAGUUAUAAAAGGUGGUGCUAGUAUUAUUCAGUGCCACAUUCUUAAUGACAAGAGACACAUAUUAACCAAAGACACAAAUAAUAAUGUGGCAUACUGGGAUGUCUUGAAGGCAUGUAAAGUUGAAGACCUUGGGAAAGUAGAUUUUGAAGAAGAAAUUAAGAAGAGGUUUAAAAUGGUGUAUGUGCCAAACUGGUUCUCAGUAGACUUGAAAACUGGGAUGUUGACAAUUACUUUGGAUGAAAGUGACUGCUUUGCAGCCUGGGUUUCAGCAAAGGAUGCUGGAUUUAGCAGUCCAGAUGGUUCUGAUCCAAAAUUAAAUCUUGGGGGGCUUCUGCUACAAGCACUGCUGGAGUAUUGGCCUAGAACACAUAUCAAUCCAAUGGAUGAAGAAGAAAAUGAAAUCAAUCACGAUAAUGCAAUUAAGAAAAUUGUAAGUCCAGCAACAGCUUUCCAUAUUCUGACAAAGAUUGAGCCAAGAGUUAGCUGCUUUCUUCUUUCAAAAAUGAUGUCCAUGGAGGGUUCCAGCACUUGGCAGGCUUUUCUGGAUCAAGUUGCUGAUUCUCAUAUUUUUAAUGUGUUCACAGUCUACAGUUUGAGUGCAGACAAUAUAUGGGAGGUGUUAUUAUGUCGAGAUUCAGGUGGGGAAACUGAAUCUAUGCUUCUUAAUGAAACUGUGCCACAAUGGGUGAUUGACAUCACUGUGGAUAAAAAUAUGCCGAAAUUCAAUAAGAUUCCCUUCUACCUCCAACCUCAUUCAUCAUCAGGGGCAAAAACUCUCAAAAAAGACCGACUGUCAGCAAGUGACAUGCUUCAGGUGAGGAAAGUGAUGGAACACGUGUAUGAGAAAAUCAUAAACUUGGAUAAUGAGUCUCAGACAACUAGCUCUUCCAAUAAUGAAAAAGCAGGAGAACAAGAAAAAGAGGAGGACAUUGCUGUGCUAGCAGAGGAAAAGAUUGAACUUCUGUGCCAGGACCAGGUUUUGGAUCCGAAUAUGGACCUUCGAACUGUAAAGCACUUCAUUUGGAAGAGUGGUGGGGAUCUGACCCUUCACUAUCGCCAGAAAUCAACGUGAAGGGAGUGGCAGACCCAAAUGGUUGCUUACUUACUUGACCAUACUGUACUGGUUCCAAGAGUAGUACUGUAGAAGCCCACUGAACCCCUAAGGUAGAUGAGACUUCUAAUGACUCAGUAUGGACGGAAAGUAAACAUGUAAUUGAAGUGACUAAUAGAUCUGUAAUAUAGAGGAAAAAAAAAAAUCUAUAUGACUUAAACUAAAGUCUGUCCUACUCUCAGCCAAUGGAUGAGAUGGGAAGUUCCUGAGUGGUUCAUGUUGUGUGAGGUGUACAGAGAAUGGAUGAUAAUCCAGUGCAGACUUUUUGCUUCCUCCUUUUGCUUUAUUUCUCCAGAACAUAAUAUCCUCAUCUGUUCAUGCUUUGUAUGAAACCAGUUGGGCCAUUAGUUGCUGUGUUCACAAUACAAUUCAGAACUGCACACAACAUAUUUUAAGUACAUUCCAUUCAUAAACUUCC
This is a messenger RNA of Chaetura pelagica (chimney swift), 2617 nucleotides long. It is a transcript of the gene WDR48, whose product is annotated as WD repeat domain 48. The transcript is spliced from 19 exons. NCBI's taxonomy places the organism in Eukaryota, Metazoa, Chordata, Aves, Apodiformes, Apodidae. Gene Ontology annotation, molecular function: ubiquitin binding. Gene Ontology annotation, biological process: double-strand break repair via homologous recombination; protein deubiquitination. The record is from RefSeq and is a predicted model, not a curated record. Bases 1 to 2160 code for a protein of 719 amino acids.